Messenger RNA from Nasonia vitripennis (jewel wasp), 8691 nucleotides. It is a transcript of the gene TBPH, whose product is annotated as TAR DNA-binding protein 43. Gene Ontology annotation, molecular function: RNA binding. The transcript has 4 exons. The record is from RefSeq and is a predicted model, not a curated record. Gene Ontology annotation, biological process: regulation of gene expression. Gene Ontology annotation, cellular component: nucleoplasm. NCBI's taxonomy places the organism in Eukaryota, Metazoa, Arthropoda, Insecta, Hymenoptera, Pteromalidae. Bases 600 to 2030 code for a protein of 476 amino acids.
CGGCCUCGACGACGACCAUUUUCGCCCCUGGUAUGAGCAGCGUAACGUGAAUAGCGGCAGCGAGAGAGCGAGCGAGGAGCGCGCGAGAGAGAGAGUAUAACUGCGAGGGAGAGAGGUGCGGUGCGUUGUUGCGUGAUUGUGCGAGUGCUUGAUUAUAAAGAAUUGCAUACGUCAAAUCCACGACUGGACGCAUUGGCAGCGGCAAAUCUGCGAGAAGAAAGAAGAAGCGAGAGAGAGAGAGAGAGAGAGAGAGAGAGAGAAAGACUGCACUGCAUCGGCUCUCUCAGCGCGUGUGUGUGAGACUGUUCGUGUGUGAGCGAGUGAGAAACUGCAUAGGAACGACGCCUCCAGUCAUCGGACAAAUAAGAGAGAGAGGAAUCUACUCUAUAGAUAUAUAUACACACACACACACACAUAUGAACACACCGAUACAAAGAACGACAAACACGCAUAUACACACGUAGAGGCCCGGCUCGUGAGAGAUUAUAGUGGCGACCACGAAGACGUCGACGACGACGACAACAAUCGAUUCGAGCGGCGACAAGAGUGUCGUGUCCGAGAACAAGAGCGAACAGCAGCAAGUAAAGCAGCCAAGCACUAUGUCGUACAUCCAGGUAGCCGAGGACGAAGGCGAGGAGCCUAUAGAAUUGCCGACCGAGGACGACAGCACACUGCUGUUGACGACCCUCUCGGCCCAGUUCCCGGGCACAUGCGGUCUCAAGUACCGCAACCCCGAGUCCCGGGCGAUGCGCGGUGUCCGCCUCGUCGAGGGCAGACUUCACCCGCCCGAGAACGGCUGGGGCAAGGCGGUCUAUUUCUGCGUCUUUCCCAAAGAAAACAAACGCAAAUCCGAUGACAAUUUGGAAAACUCGACUGCUAAGACAAAGCGCAUGGAGACAAAGCUACGAUGCACUGACUUGAUUGUACUUGGUUUGCCAUGGAAGACGACCGAACAGAAUCUGAGAGAAUACUUCGAGACCUUCGGUGAAGUUUUAAUGGCUCAGGUGAAGAAAGACGCAAAAUCCGGCCAGAGCAAGGGAUUCGGUUUCAUUAGAUUCGGAAGCUACGAGUCUCAGCUGAGGUGUCUCGCCCAACGCCACAUGAUCGACGGCAGAUGGUGCGACGUCAAGGUUCCGAACAGCAAGGAGGGCAUGAUUCAGCAAGUGCCGUGCAAGGUGUUCGUGGGCCGUUGCACCGAAGACCUGACUGCCGACGAUCUGCGCGACUACUUCAGCAAGUUCGGCGAGGUGACGGACGUCUUCAUCCCGAAGCCCUUCCGCGCCUUCUCGUUCGUGACGUUCCUCGACCCGGAGGUCGCCCAGUCGCUCUGCGGCGAGGAUCACAUAAUCAAGGGCGUCUCCGUGCACGUGUCCAACGCAGCACCCAAGUCCGAGGGCAACAACCGCACCAACUUUAACAAUCAGAUAAACUCGAACAUGAGGGCGCGCGGAAUGUCAGGAGGCCCGAUCGACAAUAACAUGCAGGGAAAUUACCAAGGUAACAGGUACAUGGGCCACUCGGGCAACAACAUGGGCCCGAACGGCUGGAACAAUCCGGGGAACCGCGGUAACCUCGACAUGCCCAAUCUCCAGGCGCUGGGCAUCACGGGCCAGAACAACGGUGGCGGCCAGGGCGGCGGGAUGUCCAACCCCUUGGCGAUGGGCGGCCUUAAUCUCUCGGCCCUGCCAAUGAAUCCGGCCCUGGUCGCGGCGGCGCUCAACCAGGCCAGCUGGGGCCUCAUCGGCAAUCUCCAGAACCAGGGAAACGACCAGGGCUACAACAACCAGCCCCCACCACCGGGACAGCCACCAUCGGGCAACAACAGCAUCGGCAAUAGUGGCAACUCGGGCUUCCUCAGCUGGAUGAACCAGGGCGGCGGCGGCGGAGGUGGAGGCGGAGGCGACGGCAACAGCGGUAACCCGGGCUCCGGCGGACCCGGCGGCCCCAACAAUCCCAAUGCCUCGCAGGGCACCUGGCAGAAUCAUCCGGGCCAGCGCGAGCCCAAGUCGAAUUUUCUUAAGUACGAGUAAAUUCCGCCGGGACUCUGAGUCUACUCGUAAAAGACGGGCCCGUUCCCUGAGUCCCGACGUUAACAUCAUCAUAGACACGGGUGCUUGCAAUGCCGCCUCCGCGGCUAAGCCUGCUGCAGCAGCUGCUGCUGCUGCUGCUGCUGCUGCUGCUGGUAAGGCAGCCGGCGAGGAGAAGCACAACGGCAACUAGCGUUGAGUCGUCUCCUCGUCGCGCAGCUCCGCUACUCUCUAGCUCGAUAGGUUUUUACACUCAUUCUAACUGCACCCUUAUUUUUUCAGGAGAUUUUCAAAUUUUACUCGGCUUUGCCGAGUCGUCGGAGAGCGAGGCUCGAGUCGCUGUAUCGUAUUCAUUUUUAUUCUCUGUAACUCGAUUUUAGCUUUUGAGUGACCCUAUGAUUGUUCAUUUCGGCUGGAGCCUCGCUCUUGCGACCUUUUCGUUUUUUUUUUUUUUUUUUUUGUUUGACAUUAGUGGGCUAGAGAGAAGCGCCGCGAGAACCCGUGGAUCUAUGACACACUGACACGAUCACACACACACAGACACUGCUACUACUACUACUACUAUUACUACUACUACUACUACUACACACACAAUUUUAUUCAACUCCUGAGCUCACAUCGUAAUUGUAUAAAGAAAAAUACACGACACUCUCUCUCUUGUAUUGUUUGACAUUGGCUUUUGACAAAUUUACUGCAGCACAAUUUCUCUUGGACGACGUAGAGUGAAAAAUAAAAAAAAAAUAGUUUAUCAAUCAUAUACGAAACGUUGAUACGUAACGAUUAGUAACGAAUAAUGUGCAAGCAAAAGUUUCAAGCGCGGAUGUCGGAAAUUAUUAGGUUUAUUAUUGUAAAAUACGAGCGCUGUGACCGAUUUAACCAUUAUACGAAUCCAUGAAAAAUAAGACGAGAUAAUUCAUACAAAAUAUGAAAAAGUGGAUAAACCUAAUGCCUGGAACUAAUAGUAAUAAUGAUUAUGCUGAUAAUAUUGUACGGUUAAAAUGACAAAUUUAUGAAUGUGCAUAGUCGUCGGAGGCGCGCGCUCCAACGACGAUUCUGAUGUUAUAUUAAAAGAAACUAAGAUGAAAGAAAGAACAAAAUAGCGCAGCGUGUAUACACUUGAUUUUAUUGAAAGUUUAUUGCAGUGUGUUUGAUAUAUUUAAUACUUCAGCUGUAUUUGUGGAUAGUUAUUUAUUGAAAGAAAUAAAAAAAGAUACUAUAUAGACGAGACUAUAUAGGUGAAUGAAUUGUAAACGCAGAUAGCUUAUUAUGGAAUAAUUGCUGAUAAAUUUUUUAGAGAGAAUAGAGAGGUAAUGUAAUAAAUAAAGAGAGAGAGAGAGAGAAAAAAAAGAAAAAUCGCGGUUUUAGGAGAGAAAACUAAAGACAAAGUCAAAGAGAAAAAGAACGAGCGAUUGAGUGAGCGUGAAUUUUGAUUAAACAGAGAGAGAGAGAGAGAGAGAGAGAGCGCUAGAAAGAGGGAUGAAACAAUGACACGAAAAUACGAAGAGUGAGAGAAAACGGAGAGAUUUGCAACUCAAGUAUGAGAGAAGAUGAGAGUGUGUUGAGAAAAAGAAGAUAUGGCAGAGAAACAACAGAGAGUGGAGAAUGAAACUUUAGAUGUUUAAGUAUACAUAGAUGUAGUUUUCAUCGUUAGUUGGUAACCAUGAGUUUCAUUUAUCAUAUAAAGACAAAAUAAAACAAAGCUGUCGAUCUUUGGUGGGGCUUAAAUCAUAGCAAGAUCUUAUAUUGAUUGAGCAAUUGAUAAAAUUCAUUAUUAAUAAUCAUUAACUUCGCACGUUUGACCGUUUUCAGUGGGUCGAUACAAAUUUGUCCAACUAAUAAUAUUUUAAUAAAUGAAUCUUCAGCAUUUUAUUCUUUUAUUUUUUAAGUCUGUAUAUCGCUUGAUCCUUUCUCAUAGUGUCGUAUAAUAACAAUUAAGAGCAAAGACGAGUGUGCUCUAAUAUUUCACCCUCCAGAUUUAUACGUUCUUGUAGAUGUGAUGUCUUAUUCCGUGAAAGUUCGGUCAGCUUAAUAUAUACACGUAAUAGAGAGGAGGUAUAAAAUAUGAUGAAAUAAUAAAUCACAUAUAUAACACACACACACAUACACAAAGACGUUUGCAAUGUCUUUUCUACUCUAUAAUAUACGCUAUGAAAACUUUACGAGAAAAAUAGAAGUUCACGAUGAGAAAAAUUGUUCUAUAAUAAUCAAUGCACUUUAAAUUACAAAUAUCUAAAAUUCCGCCGUCAUCAAGGCGGAAAACUACGUUGUGUAUGUAUAGGCCUUCGGUAGUCUGAGAACUCGAUAUAGCUCUGAUGACUAAGCAUGAAACAGAAAGAUGAAAACACUUUUACCCAUAAUCGAAAGUCAAGUUAAUAAUGUCCACUGGAUUGGUAGCACAGAUUCGCGUUAAACAAUAAAAUCCAUCCACCUAUUGCAAUAUAAUUAAAUCGACAGAGAACUUUUUCUUCUUCGGCAUUUUUAAUUUUGUAAGAUCUGUUAUACGCUGGCUUCUCGGGAACGUCCUCGGUCGGCGCCUCGUCAUCUAUAAAAUCUCUGCUUCUAGUGUUGUCAAUCCAUCUCUCUUCUUCAAAUUUAUCAAUCGAUUCUUCUGCAACGUUUAGUCAAAUGUUGACGAGCAGGUAGAGGUACCGGCCGAUCGAUCAUGUGUAAGUUCGAGACUCGCGAAUAGACUGAUUUUCCCAGCCAUGAAAAUACACCUGUAUACCAAAAGAAGUCGCGUUUGAUUGAUCCUAUUGAUUUUCUGUCCAAAAUUGCAGUCAAUACACAAAAAUAAAUAAACUGCAGCGAUUGUUUUCUGCCUUCGUGUGCAUCUGGGUGCGUGUGAAAGAAGCUGACGUGGAUAAAAAUGAAAAAAAGUAACGCUUAAAACAAUCUGCCGUAAGAGUCUGAGUGAUUUUGCAAUAAGUUUUCGCGAGUCAAACCAGCUGCACAGAAUGUUUUACACGAUGUGUUAUGCAAAAGAAUAAGAAAGAAUGAGAGCGAGAGAGAGAGAGAAACAUAGAGAGAUCGCUAAGAGAAAGAGAGCUAUGAAUCCCCCGAGAGAAAGAGAGAAAGAAAACAUGAGUACACUUGAUCGCCAUAGUCAAUAAAGAAACAAACGAGACCCUAACGUAAUUAACAGGUCGGCGAGAAGUCUUACACGAUGAAACAUAUAAAUUAUUAAACAAAGGUACGCUAGCAUUUCAAGUUAAAGAGUGAUCGGGUCAAAGGAUACAUAGAUGCGCUCGACAGAGAGAAAGAAAAACGGCGAACGAUUGUCGCGCGCGCGAAUAUGAAUUGAACUUGUUUUUUUUUUCAAAACCGUUGUGUCUAGGAAUAUUUAUUGUGUAACUGUUGUGUAUAUAUAAUAAUAAUAUGAUGAUGAUGAUGAUGAUGAUGACGACGACGAUAACGUUCCGUUGAGUACGAAAAAUUAAUGGAAAAUUGUUGCUCGUGUAUUAUACAUAUAAUGAUUUGUCGUCUCCGCGAAACUCGUUUUAAUAUCGUUACGUAUAUAGAUAUAUGUAAAACGGCGGCGUGUGUGAUGUUGAGUAUAAUAGCAAAAAAAGACACUCGGUUUUUCUUUCUCUCGAGCCGCGUCUUAUAUGCAUCUUCGAGGCUGCACCCUAUAGAAGACUUAGAAACAUUAGUGAUUGGUGUACGAGAGCGAAUAACAAGUCCCUGGGCAAUUACUCUCAGGGCGAUUGGGUGGUUCUUUUGAUACCGCAGAGACUGAAUCGAACUUACAUUGUAAUACCAUUGCAAAGUGCUUCUGUGUGGAUGUGUCCGUGUAAAAAAAGCUCGUCGUGUGCUAAGCAAAGCAAAAGAAAAAAUAAUAACUGAGAAUAACUAUAUACACAUGAAGCAAAUACGAUGACGACUAUAUAAGUAUGUAAGAAAGAUCUGCUCGCAAAAAUGUUAACGUCAGAUUACGCUGAAGAUAUGCAGAUAGAUAAAGAGGAAAAGUAUAGCUAUAUUAAUUAAAAAAAGUGUAGUUGUAUUUGAUAUUAUUGAUGCUCUAUAUCGUAUUAUAAAUAUAUAUUGAAUAAUUGAAUGAAUUGUAGCAAAAGGAGAAAACGAGAGAAGAGAUAAUUGCGCGAGACAUGAUAAAAUGAGAGAAAGGGAGAGAGAGAUAGAGAGAGAGAGAGAGAGAGAGAGAGAGCACGAAAGAGAUAAUGAUCGAUAUAAGCUGAGAUUUGGUGAGUGCAUUGAUGCUGAUACUUUCAUGAGUGUGACACAGUUAUUUGAGGAAAACAAAAAUAACGCGAGAAUAUAAACUAGGAGAGGUGAGACAGAAAAAAAAAUGUGCGUUUGAAUAACACUUUUCCUGUGCUAUUAAUGAAGAGUAUAACAUUAUAUAAUGGAGUUCUUAUGCGAGAGCAGAUGAAUAACGAAUGUUUUGUACACAAACAAAAAUAAUGAACCAGAGAGAAAGAGUUAGUUUGUAAAAAAAAGUAAUAAAAUAAAACGUGACGCAGCCCGAUGAUCAUAGUCAAAGACUUGUUAGCUUAAGACAGAAACUUUAUGGAUCAUUGAAGUCAUUUUACGAGUAUAAUGAAAAAUCCUAUUGAACUCGGUCUCUUCCAAACCGUUUACCAAUAAACGAUAAAAAUCACUUUUUUAACGAAUAAUAUGUAUGAUAUACAAAACAAGGGAAUCCAGUGUUCACCGCUUUCGAGAUUCGAUCUUUAUAAUGCAGUUCUAUGACGUAUUAUUGUACUCUGAGUUUUGCACCUUCAUCCAACAGAUCUAUACGAAUAAUGAUUGAUCCCAUAAAAUGUCAAUAAGCUGGAUUUCCUCUUUAUUAUUAAAGAAACACACGUCCGUACACUCACAAAAGCGCACUGAAUCGCUCGAGAGUUCAGUUGAGUAUUAAAUAGCGCGAAGACUUGCCUUAAGUAUUUUAACCACAUGUCUCUCAUAGAUUAAAGUUAGGAGUGAGAGUAUAGAGCGCGGGAUUAUAAUAACUCGGACGAGAAUAAUAAAUCUUUGUUGAAACGGAGUUAAAAGAAAAAUAAAGCGAUGAAAAAUGUUGCCUUGCAAAGCGAUUUGGAAGUGAUCGUGAGGAAUUUGUAAAUACAGUCGGUGAAUGAUUUUUAAAGUAUAUAAGUUUGAGACGAUGAGGCGAUGUGCGAGAUCCUGUACAGAUCUGUCGUGGAUGAAUACGUAAACAAAAUAAAAAAGAAAUAAUAACGUUGAACAAAGUAAAAAGCUAUGAUAAGCAACAAAAAGAUGCGUGCUGUAUUGUCGAGAAUGUUGUUACGGUUUGUUUGUUUGUUCCUUUUUUGUGUAAGUAAAUGAAAUCGAAUAAACUCAUAAAUAUUAUGAUAUGUGAAGAAAAAAAUAACGUAAUAAACUAAACCAGCUCUUCGAAAGACUGCUCUUGAAUAGUCGAAGAUCUUGCCAUUGUAUAGAAAAAAAAACGAAAAUCGAUAACGUAACAUGACACGCGUGAGUCGAGCAUGUAAAAGUUUCUAUGACACACGCAGCCGAAAGAUCAUCAUACAUUGCGCAAUUUGGGGAUUGAGAGACGAAACUACAUCAAGUCACGCGAGAGAAUAAACGAUAUGGUUGUUUGUGGGAGAGACAAUGAAUGAACCACUAUGGAGAAUCGUUUCUUCGAUUUGUAGAAUCUUCGUAGUCCUGUAAUGUAAAAAGAAAUCUUGUACGACGCACGAAGGGGUGGAGGCUUAAAACAAAUUGUACAUAAAUAAAACGAAUGUCAGGGGAAGGGGAUCGGUUUAACUAAGGAAAUGCGCUUGAAUUUCGAAAAUUAAAUACUAUCAGGAGUCGAGCUCUUCUCUCUCACAAUCUCCACGACGAUAUCCAUUUGCUAUAUAAUACUAAUAAUAAAUAAUAAUAAAGCUAACGAUAAAUUAAUGAAUCUUUGAGUCGUGAUGCAAAAAUGAAAAUUUAGAAUCACCUUGAUGCUGCUGAUGAUGUUCAUUUUGCUACGCACGAGUUCUUUAUGAGGAUUAAAAAAAAAAAUUAAUAAAUCGUAUAACGACACAAACACUCACGUUUAUUAUAAAAAUAUCGACGAGUUGAUAUUUGAUGGUGGAACCAAACUAUAUAAAGACCGUUGCGUGUUUUUCACCGUGUAAUUCGUCGUUCUUCGUAGGCGUCUUUGUAUAUUACGACGACAAAAAAAUAUCUUCAUUGUUCCAGACUGCCGUUGUUUGUUUGUUUCCUUUCUGUUCCCUUUAUCCGCGAGAGCAGAAGUACCAUUGCGCGGAUCCUUAUAAAGAGCAUUUUAGUUUAUUAUCAUCACGAUGAUUCACGAGACGAUUUUUUCCCUUAUAUGUAUAAAUACAUACUUGUAUGCAUAAUAUUACCUUCAUUGAGAUAUACGAUUCUGUUUGUUAAUUGUGCGCAAAAGUCGCAGAGUAUUUAUUAUGAUUUCGCAUGUUCAGUCAAAGGAGCAUAUAAGUUCGGUGUGCAGAGAGUGACCAGGAUGAAGAGAAACGAAUUAUACAAUAUUAACGUGUUUUGAUAAAAUACAAAAAAAAGGAGAAAGAUUGUGUGUUAAAACGACCGGCCGUAAAAGGUGUGUGUCCAACUUCAAGCUGCGAAUCCUUCGAGGUGGAGUGUUCUUAAUUUUUAGUAUAAAUAUACUUUUGAUGUUCUGGAAUAAAUGACAAAAUAAAGUUAUAUAUGCAAUGGA